This is a messenger RNA of Selaginella moellendorffii, 835 nucleotides long. RefSeq lists its product as uncharacterized. The transcript is spliced from 3 exons. The coding region runs from base 220 to 780 and encodes 186 amino acids. The record is from RefSeq and is a predicted model, not a curated record. Lineage: Eukaryota; Viridiplantae; Streptophyta; Lycopodiopsida; Selaginellales; Selaginellaceae.
GCGGCAACAAUUUCUUCAAGGGUGUCAAGUGGUCUCCGGAUGGCUCGUGCUUUCUGACGUGCAACGAGGACAAGAGGCUCAGGAUUUUCAAUCUGUAAGUCCACUAGGUUUUGUGGUUUUUCUUCCUUGUUCUUCUCUUCGUGGUGUAACGUUUGUGGCUUCAGGCCUUCAAACGCUCUGGAAGCCGAGGAUCUUGCUCGGUAGAUUUUUUCCUGGAACAUGAAAGUUAUCAGCUUGAGUUUAGAUCCACUUGUCUCGUCAUUGAAGGAGAGCCUGUGUACGAUUUUUGCUGGUCCUCACAUGGUUGCCACAGAUCUGUCAACUUGUGUUUUCGCGACUGCAACGCGGGAUCAUCCAGAGCUUACAAUUGAAGUUACAGCAGCAUUGUUAAUCCUGCGGGUAACAGGUAAAAAGAUUUCUGAUAUGGUUGCCCAUUCCUGGCGCUCGCAGGCUGUUUGUGGAUACAACAAAAAGAUUAGAAUUUCUUAUGCCCCGGUCGUCACUGCCAACGAGUUCCAAAGAAGAGUGAUCGUCUUUCGACUUAGAGUAACAAAAGUAGCUCUUGCAGGAAUUGUGUCGUGCCUAGCUUUUAGCGGACAUCAGACAAAAUCUUCUUGGGGCUGGUUCUUAGGAUUGAACCUUAGCAGUGUACAACGAAGGCAAACAUGGAGCUUCUAUAUGUGCUGCAAGGACACGAGGAAGGCCUCACUCAAGUAUAGUUCCUCGCUUCCCUUCGAGUCUAUCUAUAAGCUGCUAAGUCAAACAUGUUCAGUUCUCUAAGUACGGCAGAAAUCUCCACAGGACAAAUUUCUCCUCGAGGGAGCCCUUGGUUAAA